AAUCUCACUCGGGAGCCUGGAGCAGAAUUCAAGGUCAGCUUGGCUUACGUGAAUUCCAGCCCAUCCUUCCCCUUCAGAAGUCACUACUAAGGACUGCUGUAACAAACUCCGUCUGAACACGGAAUUGGAGUUCUCGACCGGACGCCAACCAGUACGCAGAGUUCCGGGAGGCCCUAACAAAGUUUGGCGCGUAGUCCGGGAGACCCGGAGGCGUAGAGCGGUUGGCCUGGACGCGCUUCCGGGACUGUGGAAGGGGACGGGCUCCUAAGCUCCGCCCCAUGGGUGGAGCCACGUCCAGGACAAGCCGGGGCUGCGGCAGGGCAUCAUGAAGCAGCUGCCCAUCUUGGAGCCUGGAGACAAGCCCAGGAAAGCCACAUGGUACACUUUGAGUUGCCCUGGAGACAGGCCCUGCCCUCGAGUUGGCCACAGCUGCUCAUACUUCCCCCCAGUUGGCGAGGCUGAGAGCGGGAAGAUCUUCAUUGUCGGGGGAGCAAAUCCAAACCAAAGUUUCUCAGAUGUACACACCAUGGACUUGGGAACACACCAGUGGGACACGGCCACCAGGGAGGGCCUCUUGCCUCGGUACGAGCAUGCCAGCUUCCUUCCCUCCUGCUCUCCUCACAGCAUCUGGGUGUUUGGAGGUGCAGACCAGUCAGGAAAUCGAAACUGUCUGCAAGUCUUGAGUCCUGAAGACAGGACAUGGAGCACACCAGAAGUGACUGGCUCCCCACCAUCCCCAAGAACAUUCCACACAUCGUCCGCAGCUAUCGGAAACCAACUAUACGUCUUUGGGGGAGGAGAGAGAGGUGCCCAGCCUGUGGAGGACGUGAAGUUGCAUGUGUUUGAUGCAAACACUCUGACAUGGUCUCAGCCGGAGACGCAUGGAAGUCCUCCGUCUCCUCGGCAUGGCCAUGUGAUGGUGGCAGCGGGCACAAAACUCUUCAUCCACGGAGGAUUGGCAGGGGACAAGUUCUUUGAUGAUCUCCAUUGCAUUGAUAUAGGUGACAUGAGCUGGCAGAAGCUUGGUCCCACCGGUGCUGUUCCAGUCGGCUGUGCUGCCCAUGCCGCCGUCGCUGUGGGACACCAUGUAUAUAUGUUUGGAGGUAUGACAGCCACUGGAGCACUGAACAUGAUGUACAAGUAUCACACAGAAAAGCAGCACUGGACUGUACUUCAGUUUGACACUUCCCUACCCGCUGGACGACUGGACCACUCCAUGUGUGUCAUCCCAUGGCAAGUGAUGUCUACCUCUGAGAAUGAAGACUCAGAUUCUGUCAUUCUAACCCUCCAAGAUGAGAAAGGAGACGCUGCUGAGAAAGCAGAGACCCAGAGUGGAGGACCACAUGAGGAGAGUCCAACUACUGUGCUGCUCUGUUUUGUGUUUGGUGGGAUGAAUACAGAAGGGGAGAUUUAUGACGACUGUCUCGUAACUGUAGUGGACUAAUAAAACCCACAUCUGUA
Messenger RNA from Mus caroli (Ryukyu mouse), 1461 nucleotides. RefSeq names its product Rab9 effector protein with kelch motifs (gene Rabepk). Lineage: Eukaryota; Metazoa; Chordata; Mammalia; Rodentia; Muridae. Gene Ontology annotation, molecular function: protein binding. The record is from RefSeq and is a predicted model, not a curated record.